This is a messenger RNA of Penicillium canariense, 1137 nucleotides long. It is a transcript of the gene lcp5, whose product is annotated as small subunit rRNA maturation protein LCP5. Lineage: Eukaryota; Fungi; Ascomycota; Eurotiomycetes; Eurotiales; Aspergillaceae. The record is from RefSeq and is a predicted model, not a curated record. The transcript has a single exon. The coding region runs from base 1 to 1137 and encodes 378 amino acids. Gene Ontology annotation, cellular component: small-subunit processome; nucleolus. Gene Ontology annotation, biological process: maturation of SSU-rRNA from tricistronic rRNA transcript (SSU-rRNA, 5.8S rRNA, LSU-rRNA).
AUGGCUUCAGCAGAGACUGCGCCUGCGCGCGCUCAGACUCUAUCCACACUUCUUGAGGGUCUUACGUCUUGUCUCACCAGCGCUAGCUCCUCCCUCCCAGCCCCUCGGAAAGAUGCGCCCACCGACGUAUCGAUCGCGCCUCCGCAAGACGGCAUCUCGCUUCUUGACACGAAGAGCGAAAUUCUUCUUUCUUACCUUCACAACCUCGUUUUUCUGAUAAUUCUACAACUACGACAAUCAUCGUUGAAUUCAAAGUCAGACGCGCCCGAAGAUGCGGCCGACAGCUCUCUCCGGGAUGAGGCAGUGAAAAAGCUGGUCGAGCUCCGGGUUUUUCUGGAUCGCGGCGUUCGUCCUUUGGAAGGACGGCUCAAGUACCAGGUCGACAAAGUUGUCAAAGCAGCGGAGGAUGCAGAGCGGGUGGAGAGCUCCGCUCAACCCAAAAAAUCAAAGAAGAAGGUCGCCAGCCAUGGGAAGUCCGAGGACGAUGACGAGGCAAGCGAUAGCGAGGCGGAUGAUUCCGAGGAAGAUGAUAUGGAUGAGAUGGCAUAUCGGCCUAACGUCGCAGCCUUCUCCAAAGGCAAGGUGGAGCAGAAGCAACCUGAGGCCAAGGCGACCAGAGAGGAGCCUAGCGAUGGCAUCUACCGCCCACCAAAGAUCAUGCCCACUGCUCUACCCACCACUGAGCGUCGCGAACGGCAGGAUCGUCGACCGCGGCGGUCUAAUGUCAUUGACGAAUUCGUCAGUGCUGAGAUGUCCGCCGCCCCCAUGGCCGAACCCAGCAUCGGUAGCACCAUCAUUGACGGUGGUCGCCAGACAAAGUCCAAGAAAGACCGUGAGCAUGAAGCGGAGCGAACUCGAUACGAAGAGACCAACUUCGUCCGUCUCCCCAAGGAAACCAAGAAGGAACUGGCCAAGCGAGGUGGCGGCCGCGAUACUACAUACGGUGGAGAUGAAUGGAAGGGCCUCACCGAGGGAGCGGAUCGAAUUGAACGCCUUACCCGUCGGUCGAAGAACAGUGGGUCUGCUCUCGAGAAGAGUCGGAAGCGCAGAAACGAGGAUGGGCAGCGCGGUGACGGUGUGGGGAUGGGCGAGAUCUUUGACAAACGUCGGAAGAAGGUUGACAGCUGGAAGCGGUAG